Molecule: messenger RNA, 834 nt
Organism: Sphenostylis stenocarpa
Lineage: Eukaryota; Viridiplantae; Streptophyta; Magnoliopsida; Fabales; Fabaceae
Source: the annotation of a GenBank genome assembly
AUGACAGAACCCCCCGACCCCAAAUCAACCCACACGAGAACCGAGGAUUCCGACUCCUCCACCGGAAGGAACAACGUCUCGUCGGCAGAUUCCUCUGACCGGAAAGACGCCGGCGAAGUUGAGCAACAGUCCAAUUCUCUUUCUUUUCAUGAUUUUCUUCUCCAAGCAACACUUCCAUUGGCCUCGAAGGUAAGGCUCUCUGACAAAGGAUUAAUCAAAACAACACCUGAUUCUUGGUUUGUCAAGAUAGUUUAUACGCUCUUUCUAUGCUCUAACUAUUUUGAUGAUAGGUUUUUGGGUUAUUCUCCACUGACUGACAGGUUUGAUGUUUCAAAGGAAUUAAUUGCUGAUGCUCAGUGCAAUGGGGUUCAAGUAAAUGUGAUUGUUUAUAAUAACUUUUUGAACAUAUCGAUAAAACACACUGGGAAAGUUGAUGAAGCUUUUGAGCUUCUCAGUGAUAUGAGAAGUUUUGGCUGUUCCCCGGACAUAGUUAUAUAUAACACUCUACUAUUGAGUAAGAUGAAAGAGGCCUUAAUUGAUGGCUAUUGCCGAGUUGGAUGGGUGAAUGCACAUGUUCCUGCAAAUUUAUAUACCUUCUCUGUUCUUAUCAGUGCUUUGUGCAAGAGCAAUAGCCUGAAAGAAACACAUAAUCUUUUAAGACUAUUGAAGCAGAGUGACAUUGUUCCAGUCUUUUCAGAAAUGGAAGAGAAGUGCAAGCCUGAGACAUUUACCAUUCUUAUUAUUGGGCAUUGUAUGAAAGGAAGAACACCUGAAGCAAUUGGUAUCUUCUACAAGAUGUUGGAAGCUGGUUCUACUUCAGACGAUGUCAUCUAG